UGAGAGAAUGGCAGAGAAAAAGAGUCAUUAGAAAUGAAAUGUAUGUAUAUUAUACACAUAGUAGCAUAAAAGUCUGUAAGGUGUCAUAAUACAACAUUUGGUAGGCAGUCAGUAGUAAAAUACACGCAUUCCAUUUCUCGUUGUGCGAGAAAUAAUGUACAAUUGUGAAAUUUUAUGACACAAUGGACGAAAUCAAGCACAAAUUUCGAGACUUUCUCGAUAAACAUCAGAAUCGAAAUUUAAAGAUUCCACAAAUGGGAUUUACCGAUAAUUACACAAAGAAAAAAUUGUCGUCAACAGUAAGCGAUACAAAUAAACGUAAAUCAAGUGUAAACGAGGUGCAAAGUACAACGGAUGAAUCAAUUCUUUUGAACAUAUGUGCGAUUGCCGCUGUCACAGCAGACGAUGGCGAUGAUGAAUUUGCUAAGCGACAAACUUUACUCAUUCCCGACCAAGAAAUUUUCGAUUCCACCGAGCCCAUUUAUUUUCAAGAAAACGUCGACACUGGCAUUUAUGAGCUUAAUAAAUUCAUCGAAGGUGAUAUGGACGAAGAGUCUGUGCAACGUGCAAUGAUGGUGCUAAAGCAACAGCACAAAGUUAUCUCGAAGAAAGUCCUUCAAAAUAUACUCGAGAAGCAAAAUUCAUGCAAUAGCGAAACAAAAUCAAUCCAAGAAGCAGAUGUGAUGCUCCAGCAAUCAUUGUUGGAAUGUAAAAAAGCCCGUUCAUACUUGAGUUGUGCGAAAAAAAAUCUAACCACCACCAAUUUACAAAUAUUGGCCAUGUACAAAAAGCGAGAAGCAAUGCAAAAAAUGCUACGAACUUUGUACAAAUUGAAAAAAUUAAAAUCCACCGAAAUUCAAUUGCAAAAAUUGUUGGACACACAAAAUUAUUCCGGUGCAAUUUCAUUGUUAUUGGAAUGUAAACGAUUGGCAGCUGAAAAUAGUCAAUAUGUUUGCGUUGCUGCAUUGGCACAAAAGCUGCAAGACACAUUGCUGAUGACUGAACUACAAUUGGACACAGUGCUCGGUGAUGUACCGCACAGUUUUGAUGUGAAGACCUAUUCGAAUCUACAGGACGCAUAUCGUUUGCUGGGAAAAUCAAUGACAGCCAUUGAUCAAUUACACAUGAAUUUCAUAUCAACCAUUCAUACACAAGCCUUUACUGUACUCAAGGAGUUUGUCGAACGCAAUGGUGAGGAAAAGCAAAAAUGUCUCUUUGAAGAAUUGUGUGAGAAUAUUUCAUCCGAACGGUUCAUUCCGUGUUUGAUAAAAUUGUGCAAAUCAUUUUGGUGCAUUCUGGUAUGUUACUAUCAAGUGGCACUUUGGCAUCAUAACACCCGACCACCGAAGUUAAUCGCCGAACGGGAUGCCGAAUCGGAAAUCGAACAAAAUACGUACACACAACAAAAAUUUAAAACUGGCUACAAUCGCAUUUGGAACGACAUUCAAUCAAAACUGGCGGUGUUUUUAUCGACUAGCCCAACACUGCAUACAUUAAAAUACGAACAAUUUAUUCAGGUGCUUUCGAUAGUGCAACGUUUACGAAAAGUUGGUAUGGAAUUUUGCAAUGAACCAUCAACAUUGCUGAUCGAAUCGAUGAAAUCGCAGAGUGUACAGUUUUUUGAACGUUAUCACAAGUCUUCAUUGGAUGAAAUUCGUUUGUUUCUUGACAACGAGGCAUGGAUGCCGAUUCAUUCAUUCAGCAAUUUGAUUCAAUUACAAGAGUUUAAUGCGGUUAAAAGUUCGUUACAACGAUUCCUACGAAGAGAUAAGAUGGAUUCAUCAUCGGAUCCACUGUCGACUGGUACUCGAAUGUCUCCAUCAAAGCGACUCGCCGAACGAAAGAAGAGCUACGAAAAUCAAUUGGCCGAUGAAAAUUUAUCGAAUCAUUCACAAGAAGAUUGCAAUAGUUCAGUGUAUGGUUCGUGCGGUUACUUCUUACGAUUCUCGGAGAAGAGUUCACCGUUUGACGGUGGUUUUGAUGUAACGAUGCUCGAAGAGGAUAUUUUAGCUGGCAUUGCCGAUGAAUCGUGCUACUUUUCCGAAGAAAGCGAAGAAGAUAAUCAGUUGAAUGAAGUGAAUGCAAAUGUGAAAAGUGAUUCCAAUGCAAAUGUAGAAGAUACAGACACAGCAUUAACACCGACCUCAAAUAUGACCGUGAACAAUUCCAGUUUGAAUGUUUUACGAUGUAUUGGUCGUUAUCUACAAAUGUGCAAACUACUCCAUUCGAUUUCACCGCAAAUCGUAAAAUGUAUGAUGGAAUUGAUUGAAUUCUAUAUUUAUGUGGUGCAUAAAUUGUUCGCAUCAGAUUUAUCGUUGUCCAGUGACAAUUUGUACACGUUCAACUUAAGAGAUCAAUUGAAUCGCAUUGCAGCUGAAAUUGUGCCGAAAGUGAGCAACUGGCGAUCAGAAAUGUCCAUUAUUCAACAAGAUUUGAAUGAUCCAGACACAAGCUAUGGCCUUCUGUCUCGUAUUGUCGGUGUUGAAAGUGCAAUUACGUUAGUACAACAAUUCGCCCAAAUUCGUGAAUAUUUGGAACAUUUGCUGCAACCGAAUGAUAAUCGCUUUUUGGCAGCGUUUUUCGAUGAAACAAACGUCAAUUUGCAAGAGCUGAGGAAACCAAUUUAUAUGUGCGUCGCGGCCAAGGUUAACGAUUUGGAUGGUAUACUCGCGUCUAUGGCCAAGGUCAAGUGGGAUAUAAAUCAUGUGAAUGUCGAGCACAGUACUUAUGUCAAUAACAUGAAUCGAGGUCUUCAACUGUUUGCAAUGCGUUUGGAAGAGAUUGAGACAAUGUUGUCCAUUCCAAAACAGCCCAUCUGGGACUGUGUUGCUCAUGUUAUGACACACACAUUGGUUGAAGGCUAUUCAAAUGCGAAAAAAUGUUCACCAGGUGGUCGCGCCUUAAUGCAAUUGGAUUUUGCACAUUUUAUGUCAAUUUUGGAACUAUUGUCGGGAUUAAAAUUUCCACAUCAUCAUCGCUAUGUAGAUGGUUACAUAAAAACUUAUUAUUUGCCGAAAGAUUUGUUGGAAACUUGGAUCUAUGAGGAGAAGGCCAAGCGCACCUAUUCAACAAAACAAUUGGCCGCAUUGAUAACGUGUACAUGCUCGAACGAUAAGAAAAUGCGUCAAAAAUUGAUGGCGAUGCUCGAACAGGAUGGGAACAUUUCAAUUGAUUUGAACGACUCCCGUGCAUCAGAUGGUCGUCCAAACUACUAAACUACUAUUAUAAUUUGUAAUGAGCGAGCUUUAACUGAGUGAAUUAUCGUCUCUGUCCUGUUACUAUCUAUAAAAAAAAAUCUCGAAUGACAAAAUUGCUAUACAUGCACAUGUACAAGCUGAGUAGUGAAAUAAUCGAAGCCACAGCGAACAAAAUGUAAUAACCUGAGAUUGAUGAGACUCUGUCAAAGUCCAAAUUAGAUGUUUAUUUUGUACUAUUUGUUGUGUAUGUUCAAAAACUGAUGAUACUUAAGUGAUUGUAUUAUUUUGAUACAUCAAGAUCUGUUAUUCAAUCGAAACUCUCUAAUAACUAAUCUCUAUGUAUGCACAGGCACUCAUUCACACUGUGUUAUCAAAUUAUUAUCAAUUUUCACAUUUAUUUUUAUUAGCAUUAUACUAUCUUUUUUUCUUUUUUUUGUUCUUUUCGUAUAUGUUCGCACAGUUCUUGGUAGCUGUUGUUAGAUUUAUAUAUUCCCCACCCCCAAAGUCAAUCUCAAUCACAUUCCACUUGAAUUAUAAAGACUUUCUCUCUAUACAUUUUCCUUUCUUGUUUAUUGCAGUCGGAAAAAGACAUUUUUAAUAUACUACGAGAUAUAAGUAACAAAAACCGAUAAAAGGAAACAAAUAAUCUUUUUUUUUUCGUUUGUCUAAGACUUUUAUUUUCACAAUGUUGUAUAGAAAAAAAGAUGUAUUAUUAACACAAUCGAGUUUUUGUUCUUUUUAGUCAAAAAAGGCAAAG
Molecule: messenger RNA, 3954 nt
Organism: Contarinia nasturtii (swede midge)
Lineage: Eukaryota; Metazoa; Arthropoda; Insecta; Diptera; Cecidomyiidae
Gene: Vps50
Product: syndetin
Exons: 8
Coding region: 183-3215 (1010 amino acids)
Biological process (GO): endocytic recycling; retrograde transport, endosome to Golgi
Cellular component (GO): EARP complex
Molecular function (GO): SNARE binding
Source: RefSeq, a predicted model, not a curated record